CCGUUUUUCCUCCUCACUCCCAACAACUUUUUCUUUUCGCCUUUUAAUUUGUCACGACAAAACAAACGCAUGUAACGAAAUAAUAAUAAUAAUAAUAAUAAAAAUCCCCCACCCAAAAUACAGUUUCUAUCUUUCCUUUUUAAUUUCAUCAAAGAGCAAAAAAAGAAAAAAAGAUUAAAUUUUUACCUUUGAUUUUAUCUUUUUUAAGAAGAUCACCGUAUUGUUAGAUUUUUCCAUUGUUCCUAUAAACCGUCAUUCCCUUCUCUCUUUCUGUGUGUGUGGGGAGAUGAAUACCAAAGGAGAAACGAGCUCGGGAGGGGCCAAAGAUGGGGCUUUGGAUUCAUCCUCCGCUGCCAAGAAGAAUUCCAAAAAACCCAAAUAUUCUAGGUUUACACAGCAAGAGCUUCCUGCUUGCAAACCAAUUUUAACACCUGGAUGGGUCAUGACAACUUUUAUCGCUGUUGGCAUUAUCUUCAUUCCUAUCGGCUUUGCUUCCUUAUUUGCAUCAGAACGUGUUGUGGAAAUUGUGGACCGCUAUGAUGAGGAUUGUGUUCCUCCUAAUUACAGCUACAACAAGCUUGCAUUUAUUCAAAGUAGUGCAACUAACAAGACAUGUACUAAGAGAUUGACUGUUCCAAAGCAGAUGAAAAGUCCCAUCUAUAUCUAUUAUCAGCUUGAUAACUUCUAUCAAAAUCAUCGUCGAUAUGUUAAGAGUAGAAGUGACAAACAAUUGCGGAGCAGGGCGAGUGAGGAUGAAACAAGUGACUGUAAACCGGAAGCUGUCACUAAAAACAAUUCUGCAAUUGUUCCUUGUGGCCUCAUUGCUUGGAGUUUGUUUAAUGACACAUACGGCUUUUCAGUGAAAAACAAGGUGCUAGAGGUCAGCAAAAAAGACAUAGCAUGGAAAAGUGACCAAGAGCAUAAAUUUGGCUCUGAUGUCUAUCCGAAAAAUUUUCAGAGUGGAAGUCUGAUUGGGGGUGCCAAACUAAAUGCCAGCAUACCUUUGAGUGAACAAGAGGAUCUUAUUGUUUGGAUGCGAACUGCGGCACUGCCAACUUUCAGAAAACUAUAUGGGAAGAUAGAGACAGACCUUGAAGCUAAUGAUGAAAUAACAGUGGUAAUACAGAACAAUUACAACACCUAUAGUUUUGGUGGCAAAAAGAGGCUGGUUCUUUCAACCACAAGUUGGAUUGGUGGUAAAAAUGAUUUUCUGGGCGUAGCAUAUCUUACUAUUGGUGGACUGUGCUUGUUUAUGGCUAUUAGCUUCAUCCUUCUGUAUGUGAUCAAGCCAAGGCCUCUUGGGGACCCAUCCUACUUGUCUUGGAACAGAGGAAAUGUGACUGAAAGUUUUUAAGAUGUUCCUGUCUCUCAUGUCCAGCGUUAAACUUUCUUACUAGGCUGAACCUUAUCUAUGUUUGAAACAUUCAAAUUUGAGUGUAUAUAAAGAAAGGUCUGCUGUGAUCAAUAUUUUUCUCUUUUAAGAACCAAUGUGUUGUUCUAAGUUGAUGCUAGGAUCAGUUUUGUUAUAAAUAUUUAAUAAAGCUAGAGAGAUUUACAUGUUCGAUU
Corylus avellana is the source of this 1566-nucleotide messenger RNA. Its product is annotated as ALA-interacting subunit 3. Gene Ontology annotation, cellular component: Golgi apparatus; plasma membrane; endoplasmic reticulum. NCBI's taxonomy places the organism in Eukaryota, Viridiplantae, Streptophyta, Magnoliopsida, Fagales, Betulaceae. The record is from RefSeq and is a predicted model, not a curated record.